AUGAGCCCCUCAGCAGUAGACGUGGCCCCCGUGGCCGUCUCCAAGUCCAACAUUGGUGUCUUUACGAAUCCGGGCCAUGACCUGUGGAUCAGCGAGACGGGGCCGACGGUGGAGGACGUCAAGAGCGGCGAGAAGCUCCAGCCGGGACAGGUCACCAUUGCCAUCCGGAGUACCGGUAUCUGCGGAUCCGACAUCCACUUCUGGAAGCACGGGUGCAUCGGCCCCAUGAUCGUGUGCGGCAACCACGUCCUGGGCCACGAGUCGGCGGGCGAGAUCGUCGCCGUGCACCCGUCCGUCACCUCGCUCGCCGUGGGCGACCGCGUCGCCAUCGAGCCGCAGGUCAUCUGCAACGCCUGCGAGCCGUGCCUGACGGGCCGGUACAACGGCUGCGAGCGCGUCGACUUCUUGUCGACGCCGCCCGUCGACGGCCUGCUGCGCCGCUACGUCAACCACCCGGCCGUCUGGUGCCACAAGAUCGGCAACAUGUCGUACGAGAACGGCGCCAUGCUCGAGCCCCUCAGCGUCGCGCUCGCGGGCCUGCAGCGCGCCGAGCUGCGCCUCGGCGACCCCGUGCUCGUCUGCGGCGCGGGGCCCAUCGGCCUCAUCACCAUGAUCUGCGCCAAGGCCGCCGGCGCCUGCCCGCUCGUCAUCACCGACAUCGACGAGGGGCGGCUGCGGUUCGCCAAGGAGGUCUGCCCGGAGGUCGUCACGCACAAGGUGGAGCGCAUGCCGGCCGAGGAGGCGGGCAGGGCCAUCGUGCAGGCCUUCGGCGGCGUCGAGCCGGCGCUGGCGCUCGAGUGCACGGGCGUCGAGAGCUCCAUCGCGGCGGCCAUCUGGGCGGCCAAGUUUGGCGGCAAGGUCUUUGUCAUUGGCGUCGGCAAGAACGAGAUCAACAUCCCCUUCAUGCGGCUCAGCGUCCGCGAGGUCGACCUGCAGUUCCAGUACCGCUACAGCAACACGUGGCCCCGGGCCAUCCGGCUGGUCGAGAACGGCGUCGUCGACCUGUCCAAGCUGGUCACGCACAGGUUCCCUCUCGAGGACGCCCUCAAGGCGUUCGACACGGCGGCAGACCCCAAGACGGGGGCGAUCAAGGUGCAGAUCCAGAGCCUGGACUGA
Messenger RNA from Thyridium curvatum, 1116 nucleotides. RefSeq lists its product as uncharacterized. The record is from RefSeq and is a predicted model, not a curated record. Bases 1 to 1116 code for a protein of 371 amino acids. The transcript is spliced from 2 exons. Gene Ontology annotation, molecular function: L-iditol 2-dehydrogenase (NAD+) activity. Gene Ontology annotation, biological process: D-sorbitol catabolic process. Lineage: Eukaryota; Fungi; Ascomycota; Sordariomycetes; Thyridiales; Thyridiaceae.